Messenger RNA from Erpetoichthys calabaricus (reedfish), 1903 nucleotides. RefSeq names its product phosphatidylinositol-specific phospholipase C, X domain containing 2 (gene plcxd2). The coding region runs from base 476 to 1444 and encodes 322 amino acids. The transcript is spliced from 4 exons. The record is from RefSeq and is a predicted model, not a curated record. Lineage: Eukaryota; Metazoa; Chordata; Cladistia; Polypteriformes; Polypteridae. Gene Ontology annotation, biological process: lipid metabolic process. Gene Ontology annotation, molecular function: phosphoric diester hydrolase activity.
GUCCUGGCCGUCCCUAAACCUCUUUUCCUCGAGUUUUUCUCGGGAGCUCCGUGUGAGACACCAGCUAUCGGGCGGCACGGCGAGCAUCGCGCACCUGUAACAUCGACUCCCCCCGACACCCACAGUUCAGUAAAGGCGUUUAGCACAAAUGUGACGUUUGGCACCAAGAAAGCCUCUUCUUUCUCUGACCGGAUUGGUUGCGAUCUCAAGUCAUCUUAGACCUUACAGGUUUCUAAAUUUGAUCUCGCGGAUAAGGAGUGUAAUUUCAGACUAAAGAGGAUUAUCGUUAAGCGAGCGUGAGCACGAGCGCCGGGCGGCAGACAGCGGCGCGGUCACCUUGUGCUUGAAGUGUGUCGCGGUGAUGCGGGCGCGGCCGAGCGGGCAGCGGAGAGUCACUUCGUUUCGCAGUUGGCAGUUCAAGGAUGAGGUUCCGAUGUAUUUCCCGAGACUCGGCUAACUAAGCCCUGCCUGGGGAAUGAGGGCAAUGGCAGAAAGAAGUGGCUUGGGCUCCAAUGCGGACUGGAUGGGCUCCCUGCCCUCUUCUCUCACCUCUCUGCUGCUCAAACAUUUGGCCGUUCCAGGUUCACAUGACUCCUUCAGCUACUGGGUAGAUGAGAAAGCUCCAGUAGGACCCGACCAGGCACCCGCAGUCAAACGACUUACUGGAGUUUUUCGAUCUCUGGGAAAAAAAGUGAUGAAGAAGUGGUCCAUGACUCAAAAUCUAACAUUUCAUGAGCAGCUGGAGGCCGGCAUACGGUAUUUCGAUUUACGUGUGUCUUCAAAACCAGGAGAACCCGGUCAUGAGAUUUAUUUCAUUCAUGGACUCUUUGGCAUUAAGGUGCAUGAAGGACUAGUGGAGAUCAAUAACUUUUUGAGUGCCCACCCCAAAGAGGUGGUGUUCUUAGAUUUUAAUCAUCAUUAUGCAAUGAAUGAAAGACACCACAAAUAUCUCAUCACAAUGUUGCAGGAGGUUUUUGGGCAAAAAUUGUGCAAAACGGAAUGUGUUGAGGAAAUAACACUGGAGUAUCUGUGGGAAAAAAAAUAUCAGGUGCUUGUGUUUUAUCAUCAUCCUGCAGCAGAAGAAUGUCCAUAUAUGUGGCCAGGAAACAGAAUUCCAGCCCCGUGGGCCAAUACUACAGAUGCAUAUAAACUCAUACAGUUUUUGGAAACAACGCUGGGCGAAAGAGCAAAAUAUGGAACAUUUCAUGUGUCUCAAGCAAUUCUGACCCCAAGGGUGAGGACAGUUGUUCGUGGACUUAUCAAGGGGCUACGGAAAUAUCUGGUUGAAAGGAACCUUCCUACCAUCAUGGAGUGGGUGCGAGCACAAAAGCCUGGGACCAAUGGUGUCAACAUCAUUACGUCAGACUUUGUUGAUCUGGUGGAUUUCGCUACGACUGUUAUCCAGCUGAACAAUUUGCUACUUCCUCAGAAGGCAAUUAAAUAAAACUGUCAUAUUGUUCAGCAACAGUGCAAAUUCUUAAUUCUGCUUUGUCAGAUUCUUUAAAACAUUCAUAUUUUCUUACAAAAUGAAGAAGAAAAAGUAUAACUGGAACCAAGUGUUUGCUCUGAUGUGGUAUACACUUCAGUAUAUGACAUGGUAAUGAAAUGCAGUCGGUCGAUUAGUGAAGUCUCUAAUCUCAUUGUGUAAACAUGAUCUUAACCGCACCACUUAUGAUAUUCACUAGAAAUUAAGGGAGCCCAGUGGAACAGCGGUCUUUGUGACUUCCCUACUACUCCAGGCACACGAAUUUGGUUCCUUUUGCACAUUCUGCUAUGUGGGGCUUCUCCAGGCACUCCGAGAUCCUGGAUGUACAAGUGAGUGAGUGUGGGUGUGUGAGUGACUGACAACUCAAGCAUACUUUACACAUAAAAGUCUCAAAGGAUUGUGGGGUCCAAAAAAGAG